Molecule: messenger RNA, 714 nt
Organism: Pseudophryne corroboree (corroboree frog)
Lineage: Eukaryota; Metazoa; Chordata; Amphibia; Anura; Myobatrachidae
Gene: MAP1LC3C
Product: microtubule associated protein 1 light chain 3 gamma
Exons: 4
Coding region: 84-509 (141 amino acids)
Biological process (GO): macroautophagy; cellular response to nitrogen starvation; autophagy of mitochondrion
Cellular component (GO): autophagosome membrane; cytosol; autophagosome
Molecular function (GO): ubiquitin protein ligase binding
Source: RefSeq, a predicted model, not a curated record
AUGCAGCUCAGAUAAUCUGACAUCCAGUUUAGGUUGCUGUGAUAUAGUAAUUAAAAUAUUUUUUUUUAGGCUCAGGGGGGAAAAUGCAGUCUCCUGCAAAGGUGGUAAACACUAAGCCGUUCAAACUAAGGAAAAGCUUAGAAACCCGAAAAUCUGAGGUCAUUCGGAUAAAGGCAAAGUUUCCAACUAAAAUUCCGGUCAUUGUAGAAAGGUACACCAAAGAAAAAUAUUUACCGCGCCUCGACAAAACAAAGUUUCUUGUUCCUCAGGAUAUUUCCAUGUCCCAGUUUAUAAAUAUUAUCAGAAAUAGAAUGGAUUUGUCAGCCACACAAGCAUUCUACAUCUUGGUGAAUAAUAAGAGCCUUGCCAGCAUGUCUCUUACUAUAUCAGAAUUGUACAGAGAUAAUAAAGAUGAAGAUGGAUUUUUAUACAUGACCUAUGCGUCUCAAGAGAUGUUUGGUCGAGCGUGCACUGGAUCAUUUUAUUUCUUGCCUGUGAAAAACAUGUGACAUGUUAAAGGGCAUUUGCAUAUAUCCUUUAGCAUGAACAGACCUUUUAUCCCUUCUUAAUAUUUUCCUAAUUGUUUUUUAUUGCAGACUGCCAGUUUAAUUGUAUCUUUUCUCAUUUUAAAGCAUUUAUAGAACACUGCAUUUUUAUAAGUAACAACAAAUGAUUUUUUCAAGAAAGUUAUUGUAAUAAAGCAUUAAAAAUUCA